Pteronotus mesoamericanus is the source of this 1074-nucleotide messenger RNA. It is a transcript of the gene SH2D4B, whose product is annotated as SH2 domain containing 4B. The record is from RefSeq and is a predicted model, not a curated record. Gene Ontology annotation, cellular component: cytoplasm. NCBI's taxonomy places the organism in Eukaryota, Metazoa, Chordata, Mammalia, Chiroptera, Mormoopidae. The transcript is spliced from 7 exons. The coding region runs from base 1 to 1074 and encodes 357 amino acids.
AUGCUGCAGCAGAUCCUGCAUGACAUGUACAUCGACCCUGAGCUCCUAGCCGAGCUCAGUGAUGUGCAGAAGCACAUCCUCUUCUACAAAAUGCGAGAGGAGCAGCUGAGGCGCUGGCGGGAGCAUGAGGCUUGGGAGGCCCUGGCCCAGGCAGAGGGUCUCAGGCCUCCGAAGAUCAAACGAGCAGCGAAUGACAAGCAUAUCCAGUGGCUCCUGGGGGCAGAUGGCGAGGUCUGGGUCUGGAUCAUGGGAGAAGGCCCUGGCGACAAGCCCUAUGAAGAAAUCUCUGAGGAACUGAUUGCAGAGAGGGCACGGCUGCAGGCACAGAGGGAGGCCGAGGAGCUCUGGAGACAGAAGGAGGCAGAGAUCACCAAGAAGUUCCGGGAUGCUCUGGCCAAUGAGAAAGCCCGGAUCCUGGCAGAGAGGUGGAAAGUGGAGAUGGAGGACCGCAAGGCUGCCAAAGUCCUGGAGGAGCGCAUUCGUGAGGAAUUCAAGAAGAAAGAGGAAGAGGAGCGGAAGCGAGGAGAAGAGCAGAUUCGUCUCCAGGAAGAGCAGAGAGCAAAGGAACUCUACUGGACGCUGAAGCAGGCCCAGCUGCAGAGCCAAGCCAGUGAGAAGGAGGAGCGUGAGUGGGAAGAACAGUUGCGUCGGUCCAAGGCAGCUGAUGAGGAGAGAAGCCGCCGAGCACAGCGCGCCCGGGAUGAAUACCGGCGACUUUCCCUCCGUGCCAUCCAGAAGGGCACAGUCGCUGGCCUCAGCUUCAUGUUCCGAGAGCUUGGCCAGAGCCAUGAGCAGGACACCAGACUCUACCACCACUUCCCGGGCCCGGGUCCACCGCUACCCCUCUCAGUGCCUAUCAGGACUUGGGAGCGCCCAUUGCGACCUGUCUCCAGAGAAGUCAUAGUUCGCUGGUUUAAGGAGGAGCAGCUGCCUCGCCAAGCUGGCUUUGAGAGGAACACCAAAUUGAUUGCUCCCUGGUUCCAUGGAGGAAAUUAUCACUGUUUCAGGGGGAGAGUUGCUGCAGGAACCCUGCGGACAGAGGGAGAGCCCACCAGACUACCAUCUGUUGUUUGA